This is a messenger RNA of Schizosaccharomyces cryophilus OY26, 1376 nucleotides long. Its product is annotated as 20S proteasome component alpha 7. The coding region runs from base 31 to 795 and encodes 254 amino acids. Lineage: Eukaryota; Fungi; Ascomycota; Schizosaccharomycetes; Schizosaccharomycetales; Schizosaccharomycetaceae. Gene Ontology annotation, cellular component: proteasome core complex, alpha-subunit complex; nucleus; proteasome core complex. The transcript has 4 exons. The record is from RefSeq and is a predicted model, not a curated record. Gene Ontology annotation, biological process: ubiquitin-dependent protein catabolic process.
ACCUUCACCAACUACGCAUAACAUAAGCAAAUGAGUUCAAUUGGUACAGGUUACGAUUUGGGACUUUUCUUUUCCCCGGAUGGACGUCUGUUUCAGGCCGAAUACGCGUAUAAAGCAGUGGAGAAUGGAAGUACUUGCAUUGGAAUUAAAUGCCAAGACGGUGUGAUUCUUGCUUUGGAGAAAAUCGUUAUUAGUAAGCUGUUAAAACCUCGUGCCAAUCCUCGUAUAGGAUCUGUCGGUCGUCAUAUUGGUAUUGCAACUACGGGAUUCAUUCCUGAUGGAAAGCAUAUCGUAAAACGUGCCAGAGAUGAAGCUAAUUCUUGGCGUGAUAACUACGGAUCUGCCGUUCCUGGUCCGGUUAUGGCUGAUCGACUUGGCAACUACGUUCAACUUUUCACUUGCUAUUCAAGUGUACGUCCUUUUGGUGUUAUGUCUUUUGUUGCUGCAUAUGAUGACCUCGGACCCCACUUGUACAUGAUUGAACCUAACGGCGUGUAUUGGGGAUACAACGGCAUUUCAGCAGGCAAAGGUCGACAAAUCGCUCGUAAUGAACUGGAGAAGUUAGACUUUUCUACAUUGAAAAUGAAAGAUGCUGUAAAAGAAGCAGCAAGGAUUAUAUACGCUACCCACGACGAAGAGCAUAACAAAGAGCACGAAAUAGAAAUGACCUGGGUUGGUGAAGAAACCAAUGGCAUCCAUACGGCUGUCCCCGACGAUCUAUUACAAGAGGCAGAAGCUUAUGCUCGCCGUACCGUUGAAGGCGGUGAAGAUGAGGAUGUCCCCAUGAAUGAGUAAUUUAUAAUUACAAAAUUCUCGUGAAUGCAGCUUGUUUCUUACAUUUUUUAUACAUAAUAUAUCUUUGCCGAGUCCUUGGCUUUAAGGAUUGACAGUUUGAAUCCCUUCAAAUUCUAUCACUAUCUUUUGUCAAAAAGCAACCAAGAACGUCCUUAUUUUGGCAACCUUAUUGUCCUUUCUUUUAUAACCGAUUUCCAACAUGAUACGAAAAAUUGUUUGAAACAAUAUCCUCACUUAUAAAGAGCUUCACAGCUUGAUUAACGGUAUAUGCGUUUUCCUAUCCGUCGUUUUCUUAUAUUCCACAGUUGAUGCCGAUAACACCGUUCAUUAGCUUGAAUAACUCGGAAUGAUUCAUGAUUCUUUAUACAGCGUCCUUUAUUUUGAUUCACAAAUAAGGCAACCAAAAGCUCCUUGUGCUUUAUUGGGACUUUUCUAUAGACUAUUCUAUUCUUCUUUUCAUGGCUCGUAAAAAUUUAUGAAAUUAUUAUAGCUAUAAAUGAUUAUGAAACAAAGUCAGUAUAAUAUAUAGUUACUUAAAUUCGACUACUUCUUAUACAUAACAAAGACAUUCAGUAUAUUGU